AUGGAUUUCUUGGAACCUAGAAAACAGAAAAAGCUCAUAACUCCAGGGCCCGUUGAAUCAAAAGAAGGAAUUCCUUAUGACUAUAUUGUAGUUAUAGACGCGGGAUCCAAAGGUUCAAGGGUAUAUGUUUAUAAUUGGUUGAACCCUGUGCAUAUUUUUCAGAACGAUGUAGAUUUAAAUGAUAUCGCCGAAAAUAAGGAGUUGAAGUUGGUCAGAAGGUUUUUCAUUGACAGCGUUGGUGGUAGGGAUAAUGACGAAGAUAGUGACCUGGAAAAUGAAGAUAAUGAGGAAAGUGACAAUACCGAUAAAGAGAAAGAGAAAGGAAAAGAGAAAGGUAAAGAUAAGGACAAAGAUAAUAAGAAGGGUAAAAGUGGAGAUAAAGAUAAAGAGAAAGAUAAACCGAAGGAACCGGAGAAAAUUUAUACUCGAAGAUUACCUUUGGUAGGAGCCAAAAAGAAGUGGAAUAAAAAGAUAAAACCAGGAAUCUCGUCCUUUAAUUCGAGUCCACAAAAAAUAGGCAAUCACCAUUUGAAGCACUUGCUUCAAUUAGCAAGUAUAGUGGUUCCUAAGUCCCAGCAUUCAAGAACACCCAUAUUUUUACAUUCGACCGGAGGUAUGAGACUAUUACCUCCUACCGAACAACAACAAAUUUUAGAAAAUAUCUGCAAAUAUAUCACACAUAAUUCAGAUUUCUUCAUCCCUGAAUGUUCUACGCACGUUAAUGUUAUAGAUGGAGAUAUUGAAGGCUUAUAUGGCUGGCUUUCUAUAAAUUAUUUGAUUGGUGCACUCGACAAUCCCCAGAAUCAUCAGCAUGGAAAGAACCAUACCACUUAUGGUCUUUUAGAUAUGGGAGGAGCUUCUACCCAAGUUGUUUUCCAGCCUAAUUCUACUGAGGUUCGGGAGCAUGAUAAUAACCUCUUCAAAGUAAAACUUGUCGAACUCCCUACACCGAUAUCAGACGAACAAGACAAAGAGCAAACGGGUAAAAAUGAAGAUAGUAUUGGCAGCUUCAAUACUCCGUCAGAUCUUAGUUUCGAUAUUUAUUCAGAUUCAUUCUUGGGAUUUGGAAUGUACCAGGCUCAUAAUAGGUAUUUGUCAUUUCUAACUGAAAAAUAUGCAGAAGAACAUGAAUUGAAUAAACCAACAUACUAUGGUAGUUCGCGUACUCCUGUUCCAGAUCCGUGCUUACCAAAAGGUUACACUACUAAAUCGGUUAUAAAUGAUGACUCCGUAAACUUCACGGGUGAGAGUGACUUUAAUAAGUGCUUAACAUCAAUUUUCCCUGUAUUGCGUAACAGCACACAUAAUACCGGCUCUGGAAAGAAUGAAAAUUGUAAAGAAUUUAAAGAUAGCGAUGAGUCAAGCUCGUGCUUGUUGAACGAUUUGAUUCCAGCAUUUGACUUCGAUGUGAAUCAUUUCGUGGGCGUAAGUGGAUAUUGGGAUGCAAUUACUAAUUUAUUGUCGUAUGACGAUAAGAGUACAAGAGAUUCAGCUCGGUCAUCUGAUAAAUCGGGAGGAAAAGAUGCGGCUGAUACUUAUGAUUAUAAGGUGAUAUACAACGCAACUUCCAAGUUAUGUUCCCAAUCUUUUAGUAGACUUAUCGAGUUGAAUAACGUAAAACCAGAGAAGAACCAAAUGACCGAAGAAGAGUUGUCCGACUUGUGUUUUAAAUCGUCUUGGAUUUUGAAUUUUUUGCAUCUAGGCUUAGGUUUUCCGAGAUUUGGUAUUGAUGAAUAUGCAACUGAAAAUAGUAGAUUCAAGUCAUUAGAAUUAGUUGAGAAAUUAGGCGGAUCUUCCUUUUCAUGGACCUUAGGAAGGGCCAUUCUUUAUGCAAAUGAUGAAUAUGUUCAAGCAUUUAAUAAUUUUACUGCUGAUACCAUUGGCUUAUCCGAAGAAGACCGCAUAACAAGCAAAAAUAAUAUACCAAGAUCCGGGUUUUAUCAUUCAGCAUCGUCCAGUGUGUUUCAUUUUGGUGCUGAACAAAGUGGGAUUUUCCCCAGACCUCAAUUUAGCCCUCCUAUCAAAAAUGCCAAAUACCCGAUUUUUGAUUAUGAAACGGAAUAUCAAUCAGAGUAUAAGGAAUCUAAAUGGUAUAUAGAGCCACAUCGUUGGUAUGGAUCGUUGGUUUUCAUGUCGUUAAUAGGCUUUAUAUUAUGGUUAUUGAUGGGUAAAAGUGGUAGAGCUGCCUUGUUUGAUAAUAUUAAAAACAAAAUUACUAACUUUUUUAAUUUGGUUAAGAAAGGCAGAACCGGCAAUAGCUCAUAUUUCAGGUUAAAUAAUGAUGCAGGGAAUGACGGUGACUUGGAGCUAGCAGACUUUGAGUUGAAUGGACUGAGCCAUAAUCAUCGGAGUGCUUCGGCUGAAGAAGCAGACCAUCAAUUUAAGAUAGAUAGUGAUGAAGAUUGA
Messenger RNA from Debaryomyces tyrocola, 2406 nucleotides. NCBI's taxonomy places the organism in Eukaryota, Fungi, Ascomycota, Pichiomycetes, Serinales, Debaryomycetaceae. The record is from the annotation of a GenBank genome assembly.